AUGGCUUCAGCUGAGGUGGACCAGAAGGCCUUAGGCAAUUUUGCCGCAGUGACGGGCCAUGAGAACCCAUUCCUAUCAGCCAUGUUAUAUAAGCUAUUAGGGUUGUCGGUUAUGCUAUCAAACAAACUACUUCGCGCGCGACGACUACGGCGACUGGAUCCGACACGUGAAACCAAAUCCCUCCAGCUGUAUUAUCACAUUAUAUGGCUUUCGCGCGAAGGCCUGCUGAUUCUCGAAGAAUUCGUCCUCCCACUGGUGGAAGGUUUCGUGGAACUGAAGAUCCUAGCAUAUAAACUCAGGGCAUCAUUCUACCAUAUAUUCGUCUUGUUCCAUAAUCAGCCCGCCGUCCACUCUCCCGGAAUUGGCAGCCUCUCCAGCACCGCAACUAUCUCCAAUGAGGCGGCGGAAACUGAACGGUCGCCAAAAGGCCAGAAUUCCAGGUUAUCGUUUCAGCCAGAGCCCGAGGUUAUAUCCGUGCCCAAUCGGCCGCCGGAAGUCGCAGAGGAUUCUUCACGAGGGUACUUGAAAGUACCACAGGCCCCUCCUGGAUUGGCACCAGUUCAAACACCCCGGCCGCUCUCGUCCUUUCUCCUACCUGCCAUCGACUAUACCCCUACCGCCACUGCAUGUUUCAACCAUGCCGCCCUUCUCGCCGAACGAUUCCUCCCCGGCUCCCACCCUCUUCGCCUUUCCGUCAAGCUCGAAUACGCCGCGUAUCUCUACGACUGCUUACACGAUGUCAGUGCCAGCCGUAAGCUGGCAAAACAGGCGAUUGCAGACGUGUAUAACGCCCAAGAAGGCAUGGACGAUGAAAGUUUCGAGGACGCUGCUGAAAUCGUGGGACUGCUCGGCAAGAUGGUCAAGCGAUCUGCCAAAGGGAGCAGUCGUGGUGGAAGCACGACUCGAAGCGUGACUCCAAGGGCCGAGAGCUCGCGCAGUGAGGGAAAUCGAACACCCACUGCUAGGAAGACGUCCCCAAGAACGGCGGCGACUACACCUAUGCCACCAUCCCCGAGGACGGCAAAGACCCCACGGGGCGGCUACUCACCGGCUGCUAUGCCCAACCCGACUAUGUUGAAUCCGAUUUGA
Messenger RNA from Aspergillus nidulans FGSC A4, 1089 nucleotides. RefSeq names its product protein erg27 (gene erg27). Lineage: Eukaryota; Fungi; Ascomycota; Eurotiomycetes; Eurotiales; Aspergillaceae. The record is from RefSeq and is a predicted model, not a curated record. The coding region runs from base 1 to 1089 and encodes 362 amino acids. The transcript has a single exon.